Molecule: messenger RNA, 6269 nt
Organism: Ornithorhynchus anatinus (platypus)
Lineage: Eukaryota; Metazoa; Chordata; Mammalia; Monotremata; Ornithorhynchidae
Gene: ANKRD31
Product: ankyrin repeat domain 31
Exons: 25
Coding region: 176-5281 (1701 amino acids)
Molecular function (GO): protein binding
Source: RefSeq, a predicted model, not a curated record
GGUCUCCUCGGCGGCGGCCCCACGGCCUGUGGCCCAGGGGCCGUGGGAGGGGAAAUCGAGGCCUAAAGAGGGAGAGGAGCGGCCGGGGAGAAAGGAGAGGAAGGUCCUUCGCACCCUCUUCUCCCUCCUGCCGCAGCGGAGCCCCGGGAGGGCGGGCGGGGAGAGGGCAGGGCCUAUGGAGGAAGGCGGCCAGGCCUCCGACGGGGGCGACUCCGAUGAGACCGUAGUGUCAGGGUCGCUGUUAAAUAGCGAUCUGGAUGAAGAUGAGCUCAGCCUCAACAGGUUAACUGUUGCCAAAGCCUCGGAUUUUACAUUUCAGUUCACUUUUAGACCAGCGAUCGCAGGAAUAUAUGGAGAAGCACCCUCUCCAGAGGCUCAGUAUGUGGACAAAGAAGACCCGCAAGAACAGAUGACUAGUGACCUGAUGAAAACACACUCUCUAAGGAGGAUUGAAACUGAACAGCCUCAGCCUUUAUUACUGAAUGGAAAGAACGAUAUGACACAGAUGGUGACCUUUCCUCCUGCUGACUUUCCACCUAACUCAGUAGUGCAUGUUGAGGAGAGCUCCUCAAUGGGCCUAAAUGUUGGAAUUCCUGGAUUUUACCAGAGAGCAGAAAUGAAGGAGACCAAUUGGCUUCACUGGAUUCCUGGAACUCCUGAUCGGCAUUCACCGUAUUACAAUGAAGAAAACAUAAUUUCAGGGAGCACUACUCCAAUAUGCUACAGAAGAGAAGAGCAGGAGACAUCAUUAAGAAGAACGUUGCCUUCGAAACCAGAUCCUCUGAGACCCAUCAUGCUGACCUGGUCUGCAAGAGAUUUCCAGGAAGUAGAUCGCUCUCAUAAGCCAAUGUUGAGUAUGGGAGGGUCACCUGAAUUGGGUAUGGAAAAAACACCUUUCAAACCAAGAAUAUUAGCACAGGAACCCCCAAACCAGUGGAGGCUGCUCAGUGAGACAGAGAGUCCACAACUAACGUCCCCUUCAAAUCAUUCGUUGGACUGUGUGGAAGAGACUCUAUUUUCCGGCACCUCUGAAAGUGAGAAGAAUGAUGACUUGUCAGCUGAGCUGCAGAUAGUCCUCAAGACUUUGUCAGAUUCUGGGUCGGAGCCCACCUCUCAAGGAGCAGAGAAAGGUAGCGGGCUCAACUCUAAGAGUGAACCCAGUUGUACUCAAACAGAUUAUCGUGGCACUGAAAUACCAAACAAUAAUUUGGAGCCUGAAUGUUCUGUUCAGUCAUUUGAAGCCGUUCAGCAGUUAGCCGAGGCUGAAGCCAAGGACACAUCAGAUAAGCAAGUUGUUCUAGAUUCAAAAACCUUGGAUCAUCAAAAUGUCAUCUCCUGUGGUGAGCCAAGUAAUGAAAAGAAUUCAGAUCGAAACGAAAUUAGCCCUGGCAUUGUGACUGCCACAGAUUCGGCAUGUACGAUAAGGCGAUCCUCCAGAUUGAAAACACUAGCAACAAGAAAUGCUGCAAAGUCGAUGGAUGGAGUGAAUAACAGGCGAGUGGAGGAUCCUCAAAAACCACUCCCCUACGGGAUACGUCGGAGGCCCACUGAGUCCUUGAGAACACAUGAUCCUGUUGUUCGGAAUGAAAGAGUAAGGGAAUACUCGCCGUCAAGCCAGCAAUCAUCUUCUACCAGAAAUAGUGGUGAAGAGAUAAGGAGAAGCAAAAGAAUUGCAAAUAAAAUGGCAAAAGAACCUCCCAAGAAAGUAAUGAAACUUUCAAAUAUCAACCGGAGAGAUAUUUAUGGAGACUCGCUCCUGCAUAAAGCUGCUGAGAGAGGUGACUCAGAUCUUGUCCGGGAGUGUCUAAAACUAGGUGCGAAUGUAAACCGACCAAACUACGCUGGCUGGACCGCACUUCACGAAGCCAGUGUGGAAGGUUAUUACCAGACAGUACAUGAGCUAUUGAAAAGAGGAGCUGACGUGAACUGCAAAGGGAUGGACGGCACCACUCCAAUACAAGACGCUGUACAAAUGGGGCACUAUGAGGUGGCAGAGUUACUUCUUCAGUAUGGAGCCGAUCCCCUAUUGCAAGAUGACAAUGGAGAAUGUGCCGUGGAUCUAACCGAAGACCCAAAUUUCAAGAGGCUCCUUGAAAAUUAUGUCGUUAAAUCCAGAAGACGUCAGAGAGCAGUUCAAGGGAAUACGUCACUUGACGUGGAUACUUCGUCCCAGCACAAGAAAUUAGAGCCCAUUCAGAAAGGCCCCAUUAAGGGGGACAGUUCCAGGACGACAAGGCAGAGGAAUGCGAAUGUUAAUCGAAGAAUCCAUAUGGUUUUGAGGCCUCAGAAAUCAUCAGAACCCAGAAGAUCAAGAAGACUGGCCCAAAUUAAGAUUAAGCAAUCAACAAAUGACAAAAGAAAUACUGGGUCAAGGCAAACACGAACCCAAGAGGUCAGAGACCACAAAGCCGAUAAGACUGCACAUGGAAAAACAACAAGAUCAACUUCCAGAAGGGAUAAGCCUGUGAGAGAAAGCAGCAUCACCAGCAUGAAGGAAGUUAUAUCUUCUUCAAGAAGAAUAACUAGAUCUGCAACCCAAAAGGAGCAUAGUCACCGAAAUGGCUGUGAUAUUUCGGGACUCACUGACCAGUCAGCAAAGGCUACCAAAAGUGACAUCGGAAAUGAGACUGAAGCUAAUUUGGUUUCAGGGAGGAAGAAAAAGACUUGUGGGAAUUCCUCAGUCCAGGAAAUGCAUUUCAAGAGCAGAGAUCCGUCAGACCGUCGAGGACAAGUAGAUUUUCUCGAUUCAGAAUCUGCAGCAUCAGAGAAAGUUCUUCCUCAACCAGGUGAUGACAGAGUAUCUGGUAAUAUAGUUGGAGAGCGAAACAGUGAAGGUUGCAGUAGAGGAAGAAACAGAGAAAACCAUUCAGGGACAUAUAUGUACACACGUUUGCAAACCCAAGAAAAAGGAGUGAGAAUGGGGCAAGACCUCCAGGAGACUUUCCUCAGUCAAGAUCUGUGUUCCUCCGGCAAUGUGGAUGAGGAUUCAAUUAAUUGGGCACCAUAUAACCCAACGGGGCAGGAAGUUUCAGGGCCUUCCGAAUUGGGCAAAGAGAAAAGCGUGGGCUUGCCUACUCAGUCUGCUCAGGAAACAACCACUCAAGGAAACAAGAGAAAUGCUCAAGAAGAGAACCGUCUACAUUCGGCUGCUGAGAAAGGAGAUUUGACAUUAGCGAAAGCUCUAAUAAAGUCUGGAGCCCGUGUAAAUCAACAGGAUCAUGCAGGUCGGACAGUACUGCAUGAAGCCUCUAAGAGGGGAUUUACCGAGAUCAUCAUAGAACUGUUGAAAGCUGGGGCAAACGUUAACAGUAAAGACCUGGAUGGGAUCUCACCCCUACAUGAUGCUGUUUUGGGCAAUCAUUUAAAGGCCGCUGAGAUUCUGCUGCGGUACAGAGCAGAUCCGAAGCAAAAGGAUGACAAUGAGAGAAGUGCUUUGGAUGAAGCCACUGAUGAGAAGAUGAAGAUGUUGUUGAAGUCUUUUGGUCCUCAUGAGACUAGAAAAUCUAGUAAUGUAGGCUCCACUGAUCCAGAAGGGGAGGAAACAUCUAAUAGGUCAAGAAAAUCACAACAGUGCUAUUGUCAUGGCUCUACAGAUGUUGAUCGACCUUCAUUUUCACACCAAGACCAAAUGAGAAAUACAUCUCCAACACAUGAAAGCAUCAGUGCCAUUUUACAAGACAUUGCAGAGAAACAAGAAAACCUACUACAGUUUGAAAUAAGAACUCAUGAAGACUCAGAACAGUACAGUCAAAAGAUGCUUCAGAUCAAAGGGUUUCUGGAUGAUGUACUUGCCAAGCAGAAGGAAGAAAGGGAUGACCUUGCUAAAAGAUACAGGGCUUCCAAGGAUUCUUUUAAGGCCGGAGCUUUGAAGGAGCAACUAACUAACCUGGCCUCUCGACAGAAGAGACUUUUGGUUGUGGCUCACAAGCAACGAGAAGUAAGCCAUAAAAUCCAGAACUUCAAGGCUAUGAAACAAGCUUCUCUGAGGCAACAAGCCACCAACUCAGGCAGCCUUGGAGAUGACGACAAGCAAAAACCUGCGGCCGCUGAGAGAACAAAGCACCCUUUGGCCGCUUUGCUUCUCCUGAGCCCUGCCACCAGCUGCUCUCUUGGAAGCGGCUCUGAGACACAUCUGUUUUCAGAAAGUAGGUUUUUGGAUCAGGCGGACAGCCAAAGUCCAAACAGCUGGGUGAGGGAGGAGGAAACAGAAGAAGCACUUGGACAGGAAGAAUGUUCUUUAAAUGAUAAGACAGCUAAAAGGAAGGCUGGGGGAGACUCCUCAGAACAGACCUCAACAUCCCAUUACCCGGAUGUCACCGAAAAAGGAGCAGUUGCUUUAGAACCUGUAGUUUUUAUUAGUCAAACAAAAUAUUCAAAGCAAAAAGAAAAUCAUCUUUCUGAAAUUGCACCCAAAGAAAGUGAAUCCCCAGAUCCCUCUGCAAAACCCAGAACAUUGAAUAUUUCCGAGGCAACAAGCGAAAUUGUCAAAAAGAAUUCUUGUCAGCCAACCACUGCCCAUAGCCAGGCUCCUGCCUGUUGGAAUCCACCAGGAAGCACCAGUAUGAAAGCAGCUUCCCAGGAGCCACCUACAGAAAGGUCCGAAAGAUCAUCAAGAUCUUUGCCCAUGCAUCAGAGAGGCCCUGUUGGAGGCAGGGAAGCUUUGCUUAAGACAAAACCGGAUCAUCCCAAGUCGACCCAGGUCGAUGGACUUGCAAAUGAUAGCCAAAAGUCUUUCACCCCGCUGUCAUCCAGCCAACCCAGGAAACAGGAAUCCUCGAACCACAGAACAGAGCGAGAAAGGCGAAACGUGAGGAUCCGAGAUCUGAUGUUACAAGGAAAGAUUACUCCAGGAGAAGAUGUUCUGGAAUUCAAGAUGCAGAACCUCAGUUACAAAGCCAGUAUUUUGCCCAAUGGAAAGGUGAAGGAUGAGAGCGGAAAUAUUUAUAUCAGCCCCAUUGCCUGGAUUAAACAACUCCUAGGAAGUAAUAUAUCUGUGACCUGGAAGUACGUAUGGAAUAAGGUAACCUAUCUUGGGAAAGAGCUUUCCAAGUACAUUUCUGAAGAAGUACAGAAAUCUGUGGAACCGAAAUUGCCUCCGCCAAGCCAGCCCUGCCCAUCAGUUUAUACAGGAUCAUCCAGCCAGUCGACUUCAAAGCCAGAUAUCACCCAUAUUCUGCAACUGAAGGAAAUAUUAUUAAUAAGUAACCAAGAACUUUUGCCUAGCCAAAUGAUGGAUCAGCAGUGGCAAUUCUAUGUGGAAUGUGAGGAACUCACCUUCUAAGAAGACCCUGAAUGUAACAAGUUUUUUUUUCUUCUUAAUUAUUUCUAAACUGAAAGUAUUGCUAUCCAAAACUCAGACUUUACUUUCUUCACUCUAGUAAAUCCUCUUCUUAGGUGGAUUUACUAGAUUAAGUCCUCUGUUAGCAAAUGAUCUGGAAUCUUUAUGAACUCAGGUUAAUAUAAGGAAAUGGAAGAUCUCCAUCCAUCAUGCCAAAUGGAUACCAAGAACUGUACUUUACCUGUCAAGUUGCUUAUGAGGAUAUUAAAUAAUUUUUCAUGUGGUGUCCACUAGUGAUAAUAAAUGCUAACAGAGACUUCUCCCAAAUAACCGUUGGUUCAGCCAGCCUAAUUUGUGAUUUCUGGAAUAGAUGAAAGAAAUUGUUAAACAAAUUUGACACAUGUUAGUGCACAGUCAUUUAAAAAAAAUUCUCCUGGUGUGAAAGCCUAUGAAGUCAUCGUAAAACUAACAUUUUUAAAUGACUUCUUCCAGGCAUUAAUUUUCAAUUAUCUUAAAGAUACCCAAGGAUUUGGAGGUGGGGAAUAAAUUUCAUCUAAAAGCAGCCUAUUUUUGCUUAAAUGAUUUAGGGUAAUCCCUGAAGAUAAUGGUACUACUUGCUAGAUGGUCCUUGUUCAGACUUCCUUAAUAAUUUUUAGUCAAGUUUUAAAACUGAUGUUCACAGCUCUGGGGAAUUAGACAGGGGAAGGGAUCACAGGAUAAGCUGUGUGAGUUGGGGGUCUAAAAGGAUACUGGCUUAGUCUUGGAAGUCACUGACCAGGCUUUUGGCAACAUCCAAAAUUCAAAUCACAGCUGUUCUAAGAACUAUUUUAAUAAGAGCCCAUUUGGUAUAGUAAGCAUUUAAUAGGAUAAUCCCUGGGGGAAAGGGAGAUAAGCAAUGAAAAUGCUUAUAUUCCAGAUUUCUUAAAUGUUCAUAAUAUACCCAGUAAUGCUGUUUUUGUGCUCCUUAAAUUAAAAAUCAGUUCAAAAAAAA